AUGUCAUCCGAACCAACGGAAAAGGGCCACGGCCCGGCCCUUCAUGGGGGCGACACCACGCCCGAGGUGGGCACCCUCCAUGACCGGAAGCUCAAGGAGGAACUGGAGCCGUCGUCUGGGUCGGAUAUCGCCGUGGUUGAAUCCGGAGCGAUCAAUGAGAAGGCGCUGCUCCGCAAGCUCGACUGGCGACUGAUGCCUGCGGUGGGGAUCCUGUAUCUGCUCUCCUUCCUCGACCGUAGCAACGUCGGCAACGCGCGCAUCGAGGGCCUCGCCGACGACGUGGGCAUGACAGGGAACCAGUAUCUCACUGGCUUGACGCUGUAUUUUAUUGGUUAUGUCCUGUUUGAAGUACCUUGCAACAUCGUUCUGAAGCGGACGACGCCCCGGUUCUGGCUACCCACUCUGACAGUUGUCUGGGGCAUUGUGGCCACGCUGAUGGGUCUGGUCCAAAACCUGACCGGCUUCUUCAUCGCCCGUUUUUUCCUGGGUGUGACUGAAUCCGGUCUCUUCCCCGGCGUGGUGUACUAUUUUUCCAUGUGGUAUCAGAGGCGGGAGCGGCAAUUUCGUAUUUCGCUGUUCUUUGGUUUUGCUGCCCUGGCUGGGUCUUUUGGUGGUAUCCUCGCAUAUGGCAUUGGCCACAUGGGGGGCAUCGUUUGGGAAAAUGGUUGGCGCUGGAUCUUUAUUCUGGAAGGUAUUGCCACCGUGCUGGUCGCCGUAGCGGCCUACGGGUUCAUCCACAACUACCCUGAGACGGCCACAUUUCUAUCCGAGCCAGAGCGUGAUUUCAUUCGUCACCGCCUCGCGAUCGAUAGCGAUGCGACUCGUGACGAACGUUUCACCUGGAACAAUGUGUUCAGCGCGCUAGGCGAUCCCAAGAGCUGGCUGUACGGCAUGAGCUUCCACUUCAUGAGCCUGCCCCUGUACACUUUCUCGCUAUUCUUGCCCACCAUCAUCAAGGAUCUCGGUUAUAAGGCGGCCAACGCCCAGCUCCUAACCAUCCCUCCUUAUGCCCUCGCAUUCGUCCUCACCGUCGGCGUGGCCGUCUUGUCGGAGCGCACAAACCAACGCGCCAUCUUCAUCAUUGGCUCCGCCGUCGUCGCCAUCAUCGGCUACAUCAUCCUAAUCGCGAACCCGGACCCGUCCGGCCGCCCCGGUGUCUCCUACCUCGGCACCUUCUUCGCGGCGGGCGGCAUCUACCCAGCCACGGCCCUCGCACUCUCGUGGCCGGCCAUCAACGUGUCUGGACAGACCAAGCGGGCCGUGGCCAACGGCAUGCAGAUCAGCAUCGGCAACAUGGGAGCCGUCAUCGGGACGCAGCUGUACCGAGCGAACGACGGGCCGCACUACUUUGUCGGGCACGGGACUGCCAUCGGGUACUUGGUGGGCGAGAUUGUCAUUUCUGUGCUGCUGUACUUUUUGCUCAAGCGGGAGAAUGAGCGGCGCGAGGCCAUCACGCCCGAGGUGAAGGAAGUCGGCCAGUUGGAAGACUGGACCGGCGAUGAGGACCCACGGUGGCGUUUCCAGUACUGA
Dichotomopilus funicola is the source of this 1530-nucleotide messenger RNA. Its product is annotated as major facilitator superfamily domain-containing protein. Lineage: Eukaryota; Fungi; Ascomycota; Sordariomycetes; Sordariales; Chaetomiaceae. Gene Ontology annotation, biological process: transmembrane transport. Bases 1 to 1530 code for a protein of 509 amino acids. The transcript is spliced from 5 exons. Gene Ontology annotation, cellular component: membrane. The record is from RefSeq and is a predicted model, not a curated record. Gene Ontology annotation, molecular function: transmembrane transporter activity.